Messenger RNA from Sorghum bicolor (sorghum), 3253 nucleotides. RefSeq names its product cyclic nucleotide-gated ion channel 17. Gene Ontology annotation, cellular component: membrane. Gene Ontology annotation, biological process: potassium ion transport; transmembrane transport. NCBI's taxonomy places the organism in Eukaryota, Viridiplantae, Streptophyta, Magnoliopsida, Poales, Poaceae. The transcript has 6 exons. The record is from RefSeq and is a predicted model, not a curated record. Gene Ontology annotation, molecular function: voltage-gated potassium channel activity. The coding region runs from base 541 to 2646 and encodes 701 amino acids.
CGGUGGCGAAGCGUCCGCACCCGCACCAAUCCUGUCCGGGGACUUUCCGCUCCCACGCCCCACGCGCGCCAGCCCCGCUCCUUCCUCGAACUCCUCGCCGCCGGCUCUCCUCAACUCCGCCGACUCGCUUCGCUGUCCACCUCGCCCCUGUCUCCUCCUGAUCCCGGAUUCGCCUCGCCGGUCCCCGGUACGUCGCCGGCGGCCCGGUACUCGUCCCCGCCUCCCGGCGCCCGCCACGAGCGCCGUCAAGCGAAGCCUUCUUCGCCUGGCCGCGCGCCGCUGGCGUACCCGCCACGCUCCUUCCGCCGGAGCACGUCGCGGCCAGUUGCUCUCUCGCGCUCCGUCCCCUCGCUCGUCCUCCUACACCAUCGCCGCGGGGCGGCCUUCGUCCUCCUCCCGGAAGUGCAGAUCCGCACGGGGCUCGCAUAUAUUUUUCCUCUUUGCUGGUAAGGAAGCUCGCUCCGAUGGAUUGCUCCGAGGGUUAGUUCCGCCCUGGUCUUCCGUUCCUACGCUUGCCAGCAAUCGAGUUUCAAGUCGUCGAUGGACUGCGAUUUGCUCGCUGCGUGGUGGAGCAGCAGCACCAGAUUAAUCUCCAGGAUUUUUCGGGGGUCAGCAGCUGAUGCGCCGGGGCCGUCGCCAAUGAGGCCAGCCAUACCGCUUCACCAGAAGCAGGCGGGGCUCGCUGCUAGCAAGCUAGGGGUGGGGACCUCGAAGAAGCACAGGGCCUUUGUCGCGAGCGAUGAGCAGUGGUACAACAAGAUAUUUGACCCAUCGAGCGACUUCAUCUUGACAUGGAACCGCAUCUUCCUCUUCUCCUGCUUCGUCGCGCUAUUUAUAGACCCCCUCUACUUCUAUGUGCCCAAGAUCAGCUACGGCAGCCCCAAAUUCUGCGUUGGAACAGACACCCGUUUCGCCGUCGGUGUUACAUUCUUCAGAUCGAUUGCUGAUUUAUUGUAUGUCCUGCACAUCAUAAUAAAGUUCAGAACAGCAUAUAUCAACCCGAGCUCGACUCUGAGGGUGUUUGGAAGAGGGGAUCUUGUCACAAAUCCCAAGCAAAUUGCGUGCAAAUAUAUCAGAUCUGACUUAGCUGUUGAUGUGGCCGCUGCAUUGCCUUUGCCACAGAUUAUUGUUUGGUUUGUGAUACCAGCCAUAAAGUAUACCUCUGCUGAGCACAACAAUAACAUUCUGGUGCUCAUAGUUCUUGCUCAGUAUCUUCCAAGAUUGUAUCUCAUAUUCCCCUUAACUUAUGAAAUUGUCAAAGCUACUGGAGUUGUCGCAAAGACUGCUUGGGAAGGGGCUGCAUAUAACAUGCUGCUCUAUCUGAUAGCUAGUCAUGUGCUAGGUGCACUAUGGUAUCUUCUAUCUGUCGAUCGCCAGACAUUCUGCUGGAAGACGAGGUGCUUGAAUGAAACUGGUUGUGAUCUUAAGUACCUAGAUUGUGAUUCGACACUGAAUGCUACUUGGGCGAGUACAACUUCUGUCUUCAGUAAAUGUAAUGCUAGUGAUGACACUAUUAGUUUUGAUUUUGGUAUGUUCGGGCCUGCAUUGUCUAAUCAAGCCCCUGCUCAAAGUUUUGCAAUGAAGUAUUUCUAUUCCCUCUGGUGGGGGUUGCAGAAUUUAAGCUGCUACGGUCAGACUCUUGUUGUGAGUACCUAUCUUGGUGAGACACUGUACUGUAUAUUCUUGGCGGUACUUGGUCUUGUCUUGUUUGCGCAUUUGAUUGGAAAUGUGCAGACCUACCUGCAAUCUAUUACUGUGAGGGUUGAGGAAUGGAGAUUAAAGCAAAGAGAUACUGAGGAAUGGAUGAGACAUCGUCAACUUCCUUGUGAACUGCGGGAAAGGGUGAGACGGUUUAUCCAGUACAAGUGGCUUGCAACUAGGGGUGUGAACGAAGAGUCAAUAUUGCAAGCUCUGCCUGCGGACCUUCGACGUGACAUUAAGCGUCACCUUUGCUUGGGUCUUGUUCGACGGGUUCCAUUUUUCUCCCAGAUGGAUGAUCAACUUCUCGAUGCCAUCUGUGAGCGUCUUGUAUCAUCACUGUGCACAAAAGGCACAUACAUUGUCCGUGAAGGCGAUCCAGUGACUGAGAUGCUCUUCAUCAUCCGUGGAAAACUGGAAAGCUCCACAACAAAUGGUGGUCGCACUGGUUUCUUCAAUUCAAUCACCCUGAAACCUGGUGAUUUCUGUGGUGAGGAACUUCUUGGAUGGGCUCUUGUCCCCAGGCCUACUACGAACUUGCCAUCAUCCACUCGGACAGUGAAGGCACUGAUAGAAGUGGAGGCCUUUGCACUCCAGGCCGAGGAUCUCAAGUUUGUUGCCAGCCAGUUCAGGCGGCUGCACAGCAAGAAGUUGCAACACACUUUCCGGUACUACUCACACCACUGGAGAACGUGGGCCUCAUGCUUCAUCCAAGCUGCUUGGAGACGGUACAAGCGGAGGAAGAUGGCAAAGGACCUGAGUAUGAGGGAGUCAUUCAAUUCCGUUAGAUUAGAUGAAGUGGAUAACGAAGAUGAUGAUUCUCCGCCCAAGAAUAGUCUUGCUCUAAAAUUCAUAGCUAGGACUAGAAAAGUGCCUCAGAACAUGAAAGAGUUGCCUAAGCUAACGAAGCCAGAUGAGCCAGAUUUCUCAGCUGAACCUGAAGACUAGAGAUGUUUGCUUAUGCUAAGUACAGUGGUCAUAGCUGACUAUUGUGAAUUAGUCCUAUUUGGUUCGUGAAGGAGGUUACAGGCCAACUAGUUACGGUGAAUUGAACUUGGGUUGACGGUGCCAUCUGUGGAUGUGAGGCAGGUAACUCGAAACUCAAUCAAAGCUCAUCUGUGGAUGUGAGGAAGUUAACUCAAAUCUCAAUCAAAGCGUGAUGAAGCUUCUGACUGGUAUAGAUCGAAUGGUUGUAACUACUAGCUAUGUUCAUGUUGUAUAUUCAGAUAUCUCCGUGCCUAUAGAUUUCUUGAAAAAAGAAGAGAAAAAGAAGAAUGCAUCGUUACAUAGACUGAUAACUUAAACAUCUAACAAGGGUGUGGCUACAUUGUUUGUGACCGUGGAGGACUCUGUAAAUUAUGAGGCUGUGGCUUCUGGCAAAAUGUUAGCACAGACUGCUGUCAUGUACAAAUGCACCUGUGCCUGCUUUUGAGCAUGGUCGAGGUGCUGUAAUGUUUUUUUUUGGUUAACUGUACAAAUGUGCUGUUCCUGCGAUAUGUUAUGACUUAUGCUACAGUACACGAAGUUGUAGUACAAUCAAUUGUGACUGAGCUCA